Messenger RNA from Aedes aegypti (yellow fever mosquito), 766 nucleotides. Its product is annotated as tigger transposable element-derived protein 1-like. The annotation marks the transcript as partial. The transcript has a single exon. NCBI's taxonomy places the organism in Eukaryota, Metazoa, Arthropoda, Insecta, Diptera, Culicidae. The record is from RefSeq and is a predicted model, not a curated record. Gene Ontology annotation, molecular function: DNA binding. Gene Ontology annotation, cellular component: nucleus.
AUGCCAUCCCGUACUUAUCUCUCGACAACAGACCCUACAGCAUCCGGCUUCAAGGCAGCAAAAGAACGGAUCACGUUGCUGUUCUGCUCCAAUGCUUCAGGAGAUAAACAGCUGAAGCCUCUUCUGCUCCAUCGAGCAAUGAAACCGAGGGCUAUGAAGAAAGUGGACUUCAACAAGCUUCCAGUGCACUGGAGGAGUAAUCCAAAAGCCUGGGUAACAAAGCAGAUUUUUCAGGAUUGGUUUGAAAAUCUCUUUGUACCAGAAGUUAAGGAGUAUCUGGAGGGUAAAGGGCUCGAAUUCAAAGCGCUACUCAUUGUAGACAAUGCUCCUGGACAUUCGAUCCUCGACCAUCCCCAGGUGAAGGUAGUGUUUUUGCCGCCAAACACUACUUCAUUAAUUCAACCGUUGGAUCAAGGGAUCAUUUCAACAUUCAAAAAACCAUACGUAAAACUGUCGUUCAAAUUCAUCCUGGAUAUCCUAGACAGUGAUCCUUCGCUAACCGUUACCGAAGCAUGGAAGCGAUUUUCGAUACGCGACUGCGUGAAUCAUAUCGGUUCAGCGUUGGCAGCAAUGCAAAUGUCGACAUUGAACGCGUGCUGGAAACCAUUGUGGCCAGAAUGUGUGCAUCAUAAGAGCCAACAGAAUGUCGAUGAUCGUGAGAUCAUUCUGCUUGCUCAUGCUGUAGGUGGUGAAGGCUUCAAUGACAUGACGGUUGAGGAAGUUGGAGAAAUGAUGGAAGACGCAGUAGUGGACGAUGAAGAAUUAU